Molecule: messenger RNA, 1676 nt
Organism: Xiphophorus hellerii (green swordtail)
Lineage: Eukaryota; Metazoa; Chordata; Actinopteri; Cyprinodontiformes; Poeciliidae
Exons: 1
Molecular function (GO): GTP binding
Source: RefSeq, a predicted model, not a curated record
AUAUCUACACAUCUUAAAUCUAUAAAGGGUAAAUUAUGGAUUUUUUUCUACAGGAAUGUCUGUCAGAAAUACAAGGACAUCAUCUCUAAAAGUCAUCAGAUCUAUUCAGGAACUCCUGCUAUCUACCAGCUAAACGUAGAAAAAACAGAGCUCGAAUCCCUGACUCAAAUCACUUUUGGUAAAAAAAACAUCAACAAGAUAAACAAAACUAUCUUAUUUGUUGGAGAAUCAGGGGCUGGAAAAUCAACCCUGAUCAACACUAUGGUCAACUACGCCAUGGGAGUCAAGUGGGAGGAUAAAAUCUGGUUUCAGAUUGUAGAGGAGGACGGGAGGAAUCAGUCUGACAGUCAGACAACAGACGUGAUCGUGUACGAGAUUUUUGGUUUUGAAGGUAAAACUAUGCCGUUCUCCCUGACCAUCAUCGAUACUCCUGGAUUUGGAGACACCAGAGGGAUUGAAUAUGAUGCAAAUGUCAGUCACAGAUUGUUUGACUUGUUUCGAUCAGAAGAUGGAGUUUAUGAGAUUCAUGCAGUGGGUUUGGUGAUGAAGGCUACAGAUAAUCGUGUUAAUGACAGAUUAUCGUAUGUCCUGAACUCAGUGAUGUCUCUUUUUGGAAGAAACCUAGAGAACAACAUUGUUGCUCUUCUCACUCACUCAGAUGGACAGAGACCCAGAAAUGCCAUUGAAGCCCUUGAACAAACAAAAAUUAAAUGUGCCAAAAAUGAAAAGAACCAGCCUGUUUACUUUCUGUUUGAUAACUGCCAGAAUGAAGACCGAACAGAAGAAGAAGAUGCAGAAUUCCUGCAAAUAGCAGACAAAAUUUCAGACAAAGGAAUGAGAGCACUCACAGAAUUCCUGCAAAACACUGCACCUAAAAGACUGAUGACCACUGCUCAAGUUUUGAAUGAGCGCAUCAGCCUGAUGGCCUCUGUCCAAAACCUCCAGGCCAGAAUCCAACUGACUGAACAGAAACAGAAGGAAAUCAAUGCAAUCCAAGAGGCUCUAAAGAAACAUUCAGAGGAGAUGAGUAGGAAUGAAAACUUCACUGUAGAAAUUGUGGGGGUCUACAAGGUGAAGGAACCUACUAAAAGCAGAAAGCUGUUUAUGCUUAGUUUUUUUGAAAAAGCUAUGUGCUGCACAGUCUGUGAGGAAAACUGUCACUAUCCUGGAUGUACACUUGCUCUGAGUCCAUCCUACUGCGAAGUCAUUCAAGAAGGCCGCUGCACUGUCUGCACUGGGAAAUGUCCUGCAUCGGCUCAUGUAAGAGAGGCCUGGAGAUAUGUCAACAAGACCAGGAGAGUUCAGUGGACUAUGAAAGCUAUGGAAGAGAAGUAUAUGAAGAACAAGGCAGAUUGCGAGAAGAAGGUAAGCCUUUUAAAACACAUGGAAAAGGACAUGAAGGAACUUUCAACACAGAAGUCCCAACUUGUCGAUGAAGCCUUCAGACACGUUGUUCGACUGGAGCAGAUCGCCCUGAAGGUUGAUUCAGUUUCUACAUUUUUGUACUUGGACUUUCUGAUUGAGAAGCUGAAAGAAAAGGGAGAUGGAGCAAAGGUGCAGAAACUGGAGGAGAUGAAGAGCAGACAGGAUGAAGGAACUAAAUUAGCACUGCAGUAUGUGUGGGGUAAAAUAACAGACACAAUGUAAUGAACAUCAGAGAAACACUAAGAUACCUU